AUGUCAUUUAACACCACAUUAUAUACAGUUUCAGCCUUGCUAAUACUAGACAACGAGGGAAAUAGGUUAUAUGCCAAAUACUAUACUUCGUCACUAGCAGAACCUCAAAAGGAAGCCAGCUCAACACCAAACUCCACAACGAAAACGAAAGCAAGGGCAACGUCCAGCACGUCAAGCAGCGGAACCGGCGCACAGCAGGAGCAGUUGAAAUCGGAAAAGACGCUUUUCUCCAAGAUCAAUAAAGUCAACCAGGACAUCAUACUCUAUGAUCAGCACAUCAUCUGCUAUAAGCAAACCAACGAUGUUACCAUUAUACUCACUGCCCCCAUAAACGAAAACGAGUGUCUCAUAUACUCGACAUUGACCAACUUGAUCGAGGCCUUACAGAUUUUGCUCAACAACAACAGUGUCGAUAAGCAGACGAUAAUUACAAAUUACGACUUGGUGACAUUGGCCAUCGACGAGACCAUCGAUGAUGGUAUCAUCAUUGAAUACGACCCGGCCACGAUUGUGAGUCGUGUCACCAAUGCUCCUGUCAACAACCCGACGGUGGUUGAUUUGAAGAAUAUCGAUUUGAGUGAAAAGGGAUUGUUUAAUGCCUUGAGCUUUGCUGGGAAGAAGUUGGGAGAAAGGUUGCAGCAAGGGUUGUAG
Messenger RNA from Lodderomyces beijingensis, 651 nucleotides. The record is from the annotation of a GenBank genome assembly. NCBI's taxonomy places the organism in Eukaryota, Fungi, Ascomycota, Pichiomycetes, Serinales, Debaryomycetaceae.